Molecule: messenger RNA, 2514 nt
Organism: Ceutorhynchus assimilis (cabbage seed weevil)
Lineage: Eukaryota; Metazoa; Arthropoda; Insecta; Coleoptera; Curculionidae
Source: the annotation of a GenBank genome assembly
GGGGACCUAGUCAAGAUUCGGAUUAUGUCGAAAUACCCCAAAUAACGUCAUACAAGUUACCUGGGCUAAGAUUUUGUAUGAAACAAAGAAAAUUCAAAAGCCUGGAAUAGAAAAAAUAUGAAUUAUCAAUUAAAAUCUCCUCAAAAAUCCAUUUAUUUUAUAAAAUACAGCAGUAAACCGGCAACACAUUCAACCUUGGCCCAUCCAAAUUACUCGGCAACUCACUGAUCCUUUGAUUUGUCUCAUCUUCUUGAAAAUUGUCCAACUCCUCACUAGUCAACUCCACCUCAUACUGUACACUCAAAUCAGCCCUGUGCCCUCCAACCUUAACAAUUUUUUCUUGCAACUUUUGAUAUUCGUGCGCAAUUUCGUGCCUGGACCGAUCCAAAACACCCUGUAACUCAUUCAAAAGUCUGGAUCUUUCGUCUUCUAAAUUCAGCAUUUUGUAACGUAAAUCGCUGUAUUGGUUAAACGGUUCCGAUUGGUCAAUGUAUUGGUUAUUUGUUGGAAUAAUUGCUGCAUUGUUGAUUGCCUGGAACAAUUCGUGUUUCUUGUUUUCUAAGUUGAUUAUUUUGCGUUGUAAGCGGAAGCGUUCUUCUACUAGGGUGGAGUUUUUGUUGUUACCGGAAAGGUCACUUUCUAGUUCUAGGAUGUUUCUCAGCCAUUUGGGGUUGUUUGAUUUUGGGUGUAGGAGUAGAAACUUGAUUUCUGCUUGUUCUUGUUUCAAAUUGUUUAUUUGCGUUUGUUGGAUUUUUGUUAGGUUUUCCAGGUUUUUGAUGAUGUCAAUUGUAUCUUCUCCACUAUCAUUGUCGAUAAAACUCAAAUCUCUUCUAACAUUUUCGCUUUCUUUUUGUAUGAUUCCAAUAGUCUCUUGUAGAAAUUCCUCUUCAGAUUUUCUGGAAGAUUUUUCCGUAACAAUUAACGCUUCAUCUAGCAGGGCUUUAAACGCUGAAUUUUGCUGCUCCAAAAGCCCUAUACGCUUCCUAGUUUUGAUUAUUUCAUUUUGAAUUUCCAUUAGUACAAAAAUUUCGAAAAAUAGAGUGUCAAUGUCACAUUGAUUGAUAUUAAAAAAUCAAAAUUCUCGUUGUCAAAAUCAAAAAAUGUCGGACGCAAUUUCUACAAAAAUCCGUCAGUUGGAAGUACAAAACGAGAAACUACGAAGAUUGUUGGAUUCUACCUUUGAAAUUACUCGUCAAGAUGCCGCAAAAUGUCGCAAGCUUACAUUGGAGGUUGAUUUUCUUAGACAAGCCAUUGUAGACUUGGAAAAUCAAAAACAAGAACUUGAAGAUGAGUUGAUGAAUGAAUAUUUGGACAAAGACCAUUCGGAUAAUAACAAGGCUGACAUUGAAUGUAGGCUUAAAAGUGCUCUAGAUGACAUCCAACGAGGCUCUAGUGAAAUAAAGCAGCUAAACCCAGAAGGGCCUUAUUUGACAGAUGCCUUAGUUGAACUGGAAAAGGAAAAAGAGCUCCUCUUAAGCGACAUAGAGCUGUUGAAAAAAGCAAACGAACAACAAAAUGCUUUUGUGCAAGAAAACUUAUUAUUGAAACAAGAAAUUGCUAAUCUAGAAACUAUUCCAGCUUCAAUAAGCAACCAGGAUUUAGUUGACAAACUAGUGAGCAUCCAAAACUCGAAACAAACCCUCCUAGCUGACAUCAAUGCAGCUAAACUCAAAACCGACCCAUUAGGAAUCCCUAUUGAAAACACUGUUUUAGAACUAAAAAUUUGCGGCCUUGAAAACCAAAUGGAUAAACUUUUAAUAAACCUGAAAACAAGCCUUUUACAGUCUGCCAAUGAAAUCAGCACCCUGUAUGCAAACACUUCAGAUAACCAACUCAGAGGGCUUUUGAACGAGCUGGACAUACAAAAGACAAUUCUACUAAUGAAUUUAACUGAAAUCAAAGAAAUGCACUCGGAAUCUAAAAACUUGACUCCAGAUGUUUCAAUCUGCUCAGAAUUGAGCCAUCACGAUUUGUUGGCAACAGUUUCUGAAGAAGAUGAGGCUCCGAAUUUUGUUGCCGAGCCUGAAAUUAAUCAAGACGCCAUUUUGAUUGUCCCAUCUAAAGAAGUGCCCACUAAUAAAAUGAACCAGAAUGAUGAGCAGCUUUUGGUUCAUGGGAUUCAGGAACUUGAAGAGGACAAAGACAGGAUCGGACCAAAUUUGGAUGGGGAUUUGAUGGUGGAUGUUAGAGCCGUUUUAGAGGAAGGCGAGCGACUGAUAAGGUGUCACCAAGAAAAAAAUUAAUUAAGAUGUGUAUUUGAUGUUUUGCUAUUUGAAUAAAAUGUCUUAUGAGUAGGUAGUGGUAAUUGUUUAAAAUGUUUGUACGUCUUGCUACAUAAAUACAAACACAUCAUAGUAGGCUUUGGGCAGCCAUUUUGAAAUUGUGUUUGUCACAGGAGUGGCACAAUUACAAUUGAAUGGAAUUCUAGUUAAGGGAUGUCACGUUACCAAUACUGAGUUUGGCUUUGCACUCCACGAAGUGGAACGAUAUGACCAUAGAUAUCGUGAUUGUGAC